AUGGCCCAACAACCGGGCUUCGCAAACGCGAACACCCCCACCUCUCUCCCCUCAAUCCUCUGCCUUCACGGUGCUGGAACCAACUCCGCAAUCUUCAACGUCCAAACGAUCCGCCUACAGCGCGCUCUUUCAUCCAAAUUCAACUUCAUCUUCCUAGACGCACCAUUUCCAGGUCCACCCGGCCCAGGCGUCCUCCCUGUGUUCGACAGCUGUGAGCCUUUCCUCCGCUGGACAAGAUCACCAGGUGACAGCAAUCUUCCCGAGGAAACGAAGACUCUGAUUUCUACUUUGUGUAAAGAGACGGAAUUCGUUGGUGUUUUAGGAUUCUCACAGGGGGCGAAACUGGCGGCGGGAUUGCUGCUUGAGCAGCAGGUUAGAGGUAGGAAAGGGUUCCGCUUCGGGGUCCUCUUGAUGGCUGUGUCUCCACCGUUGGUGUCGGGUUUGAGUGAUGAGCAAAGGGCAACGAAGAUCGCAGUUCCUAGUGUUGUGGUUCUGGGGAAGGAGGAUCCGUGGCGGGAUGAGGGGAGAAGGUUGUAUGAUGAGUUUUGGGAGAAGGGUAAGGCGAACUUGCUGGAGUUGGAGGUUGGACAUCGUCUCCCGGAUUUGGAGGCUGAAAAUAAGAUGGUUGUUGAUGAGAUUUUGAGGCUCUAUAGGGAAACGGGAGAGGGAACGUAA
This is a messenger RNA of Hyaloscypha bicolor E, 675 nucleotides long. RefSeq lists its product as uncharacterized. The transcript has a single exon. NCBI's taxonomy places the organism in Eukaryota, Fungi, Ascomycota, Leotiomycetes, Helotiales, Hyaloscyphaceae. Gene Ontology annotation, biological process: secondary metabolite biosynthetic process. The coding region runs from base 1 to 675 and encodes 224 amino acids. The record is from RefSeq and is a predicted model, not a curated record. Gene Ontology annotation, cellular component: nucleus; cytoplasm.